Molecule: messenger RNA, 3020 nt
Organism: Cuscuta campestris
Lineage: Eukaryota; Viridiplantae; Streptophyta; Magnoliopsida; Solanales; Convolvulaceae
Source: the annotation of a GenBank genome assembly
CUCUGUUCCCCGCUUUCCUCUUCUCUUUGUUUCUGGCGAUUCGAUUGGCUCGCCGGAGGGCCGAGUCACUCACCGGAGACGGCCGGUUGAUUGACGGAACGAACCUGCUCUGUGGGGAGGUAAGGAUCGCUUCCAUUUCUCAUGCAGUGUGAAAAAAAAAGGAAUUUUUCUUUCUGGGUAUUGUCAAUUGUCCGGCCUGGGUUUCUGGGCGCGUGAAUCCGUGAUCAGAUUUGCUUCAGAUCUGAUAAUGUUGAACCGGAGAGCGGAGAAUCUGGGGGUGUGGGUGUUUUCUGGUUAGUCUUGCUGGGAAAUUUAAUGUUACUGUUGUUCGAAGUUAGGGUUUGGGUUUUGUGCAUUGAUGGAGGGAAGUGUGAGGUCAGUGGGAGUAGUGAAGAAGAGAAGCUCUUCUGGUUGUUUGAUUAUCAAGAAAAAAGAUGAUAGAGUUGGGGGCAUGGGAAUGGGAGGGAUUCAUCCUUCAGGAUCUUACCAGAGGGAUAGCAAGAGGGCCAGAAUGGUGAUGCAUGAUUCUGAUUCUAGUGAUGAGUUUCCAGAACCUGUUAGGAGGAGAGCUGGGGAGAGUUCUCAUCUUGGUCCAGUUAUGUACAGGAGUGGAGAGAUUGAGAGAAAGAGGAACAGAUUAGGUGUAUUUGAGUUCAAUGAGACCAUGAGGAAUGGGUAUCAAGGUGAGAGAUUGGCGAUGGAAUUCGAGAACAGGCCUAUUAGAAAUGUGAUGGCUGAGCAGCGGAAGCAUUCAUAUUUUGAUAGCUCGGGUUCAAGUAAGGUGUCGAGUGGCAGGACCAGAGGUGCUUGUUAUGGUGAUGAAGAAGUGCAUUUUCCCAUCCCGUUGAUGAAGCUGAAAUAUCAGGCAGCAUCUGAUGAACCGAUUAGACUGCAGGGAAAAAAUGGGGUCUUGAAGGUUAUGGUGAAUAAGAUUAAGAAGAUGGAUUUCUUGCAUAAUAAUGAAUCCCGGAAUGUUGAAAAUAGGAAAACUUCCAUGCCUGAGCACUUCAGUGAGCCAAGAGUGCAGCAAACACUUUAUGCUGAUUCUAUGUCUAGUGAGAUGGAGAAAUAUGGCCUGAAAUCCCAAAUAUCAUUUGGGGAAGAAUCAACAUCAACUGCAGAUUCAGAUACAGAGGGAACUCACACGUCACAUAAGUCGACCCCACCAAGCUCCUUUGCGGCUGUUAGCUCAAUUAAAGGGGUAAAAGAAGAAGAAGCAAGACCCCUUGCACCGGAAACUGCAUCAGUAGUCAACAAGGAAGGAAAAGUGAAACGUGGGGGAAGCACUGAAAAACAGCAAUUGCGGGAGCGAAUUAGGGGAAUGCUGAUUAAGGCUGGAUGGACUAUUGAUUAUAGACCAAGAAGGAACAGAGAUUACCUAGAUGCUGUUUAUAUUAGCCCCAACGGAACAGCUUAUUGGUCAAUAAUCAAAGCCUAUGAUGCGUUUCAGAAACACUUGGAGGACAGUAAGAAAAAAUCCGACGGCAAUUCUCCACCAUUUGCCCCUUUGUCAGCAGAUUUAAUAAAUAAGCUGACAAGGCAAACUAGAAAGAAGAUUGAGAAAGAAAUGAAAAAGAAGAAAAUAGAUGAAAGCAUGAGUAGUAGAGAUAAUAAGGCGAUGUCAUUAAAAGUGUGUGCUGAAGGAAUAGAUCAUCACGACGAAAGACUUGAUAUCUAUGGAAAGAAGAACUGCAAGCAAGUUAAUGGAAUAUUUCAUAUAACCAAUCAAACAGACGAGUAUUACAAUAGCUUGAAAAGUGGCAGAAAUUUAAUCCCCGGAAAGAAAAGCCAAAUAACUGGGAGGUGUACUCUGUUGGUUCGGAGUUCUGACAUAGGGAAACACACUGAGAAUGGUGAUUAUGUUCCAUAUUCCGGGAAAAGAACCUUGUUGUCAUGGAUGAUUGAUUCUGGGACUGUUAAACUCAGUGAAAAGGUUCAAUAUAUGAGCCGCAAAAAAUCAAGGAUAAAGUUAGAAGGCUGGAUCACGCGUGAUGGCAUCCACUGUGGUUGUUGUAGUAAAAUUCUCACGGUUUCUAAGUUUGAGCUCCAUGCAGGGAGUAAAUUGCGUCAACCAUUUCAAAAUAUUGUUUUGGAGUCUGGAGUUUCUCUAUUGCAGUGCCUUGUAAACUCAUGGAAUAGGCAAAAGGAGUCUGAAUGCCGAGAUUAUUAUGCUAUAGGCAUCGACGACGAUGAUGACCCAGCUGAUGAUGCUUGUGGCAUCUGUGGUGACGGUGGGGAUCUGAUUUGUUGUGAUGGCUGUCCAUCAACUUUCCAUCAGAGCUGUCUUGGUAUAAAGAUGCUUCCUCUUGGCGAUUGGCAUUGCCCAAAUUGCAUAUGCAAAUUUUGUGGGGCUGCUGAUGAAAAUCCUGCAGAAGUAAAUAAGGAUGCUAACAAGCUUUUAAUUUGCAACCUCUGUGAGAGAAAAUAUCACAGGUCAUGCAGGCAAGAGAAACAUGCUUUAUCCAUGAAUGCUAAUACUUUGUCAACUUUUUGUGGCCAAGCAUGCCAAGAGAUUUAUGAUCAUUUACAGAAGAUUCUGGGCGUCAAACACGAGUUAGAGUCGGGAUUGUCAUGGUCUCUUUUGCAACGAUCAGAACUCGAUUAUGAUACCUCACAUCUUUCCUUUUCCCAAAGGGUUGAAUGCAACUCUAAGUUGGCCAUCGUGUUGUCUGUAAUGGAUGAGUGUUUUAUGCCCAUUGUGGAUCGAAGAAGUGAGAUAAAUAUUAUUCAUAAUGUUGUUUAUAACUGUGGGUAAGCAGCUGCCUAGUAAUCAUUGAAAAAAAAGGUGUAACGAAUGCAAUUAUUUCCUUAUCAUCUUUUCAUCCGCUUCCUUUUGGCAAUUGUUACUUUAUUUUAGAGUAAAUUCCAUAAAUGGUUCCUAAUUACAUGUGGUUUUUCAUAUCUAGUCCCUGAUUCUAGUAUAUUUCAUAAAUAGUCCUCAAUUUUUCAAAACUAUUCCAUACAUAGUCCUUUAGGCCAUAUACGAAAAACAUAUUUUUUCCACAAAUAGUUUUCAAAAU